Molecule: messenger RNA, 2458 nt
Organism: Aspergillus campestris IBT 28561
Lineage: Eukaryota; Fungi; Ascomycota; Eurotiomycetes; Eurotiales; Aspergillaceae
Product: putative ATP citrate lyase, subunit 1
Exons: 6
Coding region: 234-2207 (657 amino acids)
Biological process (GO): acetyl-CoA biosynthetic process; tricarboxylic acid cycle; fatty acid biosynthetic process
Cellular component (GO): cytosol
Molecular function (GO): ATP citrate synthase activity
Source: RefSeq, a predicted model, not a curated record
CUUUCACCUCCAGUUCCUCUCUUCUUCCUUUCUUCCUCUCUUCCUCUCUCUCACUUCCAUCUAAUCUCUCCCUCUGGUCCACGUCUCUUCUUUGGACCUCCCCCACUACUCUCUCUCUCACUCUCUCACUCUCUCACUCUCUCCCACUCACCUUUCUUAUACUCUUCUCUCCCCAUUCAUCUCCCUUCGGUCCUCCCAUCUCCAUCUCUUCCUGGGAGCUCCCUACAGUCACCAUGCCUGCCUCUGCUCCCCUCGUUAGCACCGCCAAUGGCGGCUCCAACGCCAACGACAACAUCACUCGUUUCGAUCCCCCCAGCCGUGUCCGCUCCCCUCAGGGCGCCGCUCUCUUCCACAACAAGACCCGAUGCUUCGUAUAUGGCAUGCAACCCAAGGCCGUCCAGGGUAUGCUCGACUUUGACUUCAUCUGCAAGCGCUCCACCCCGUCCGUCGCUGGCAUCAUCUACACGUUCGGUGGUCAAUUCGUCAGCAAGAUGUACUGGGGCACCAGCGAGACCCUCCUCCCCGUCUACCAGGAUGUCUCCAAGGCCAUGGCCAAGCACCCCGACGUCGACACCGUCGUCAACUUUGCCUCCUCCCGUUCCGUCUACAGCUCCACCAUGGAGCUGAUGCAAUGCCCCCAGAUCCGCUCCAUUGCCAUCAUCGCCGAGGGUGUUCCCGAACGCCGCGCUCGUGAGAUCAUGGUUACCGCCAAGGAAAAGGGCAUCACCAUCAUUGGCCCCGCCACCGUCGGUGGGAUCAAGCCCGGUGCCUUCAAGAUCGGUAACACCGGUGGCAUGAUGGACAACAUCGUCGCCUCCAAGCUCUACCGCCGCGGCUCCGUCGGCUACGUCUCCAAGUCCGGUGGCAUGUCCAACGAGUUGAACAACAUCAUCUCCCAGAACACCGACGGCGUCUACGAGGGUAUCGCCAUCGGUGGUGACCGCUACCCCGGUACCACCUUCAUCGACCACCUGCUGCGCUACCAGGCCGAGCCCGAGUGCAAGAUCCUCGUCCUCCUGGGUGAGGUCGGUGGUGUCGAGGAGUACCGCGUCAUCGAGGCCGUCCAGAACGGCGUCAUCACCAAGCCCAUCGUCGCCUGGGCCAUCGGCACCUGCGCCAGCAUGUUCAAGACCGAGGUCCAGUUCGGCCACGCCGGCGCCUCCGCCAACUCCCAGCUGGAGACCGCCGUCGCCAAGAACCAGGCCAUGCGCGACGCCGGCAUCCACGUCCCCGCCACCUUCGAGGACCUGCCCGAGGUGCUCAAGCAGGUCUACGACGCCGAGGUCCAGAAGGGCGCCAUCAAGCCCCAGCCCGAGCCCGUCGUCCCCAAGAUCCCCAUCGACUACUCCUGGGCCCAGGAGCUGGGUCUCGUCCGCAAGCCCGCUGCCUUCAUCUCCACCAUCUCCGACGACCGUGGCCAGGAGCUGCUCUACGCCGGCAUGCCCAUCUCCGAUGUCUUCCGCGAGGAUAUCGGCAUCGGUGGUGUCAUGUCCCUGCUGUGGUUCCGCCGCCGUCUGCCCCGCUACGCCAGCAAGUUCCUCGAGAUGGUCCUCAUGCUCACCGCCGAUCACGGUCCCGCCGUCUCCGGUGCCAUGAACACCAUCAUCACCACCCGUGCCGGCAAGGACCUCAUCAGCGCCCUCGUCUCCGGUCUGCUGACCAUCGGUUCCCGAUUCGGUGGUGCCCUCGACGGUGCCGCCGAGGAGUUCACCAAGGCCUUUGACAAGGGCCUGAGCCCGCGUGACUUUGUUGACGGCAUGCGCAAGGAGAACAAGCUGAUCCCCGGUAUUGGUCACCGUGUCAAGUCCCGCAACAACCCCGAUCUCCGUGUCGAGCUGGUCAAGGAGUUCGUCAAGAAGAACUUCCCCGCCACCAAGCUGCUCGACUACGCCAUUGCCGUCGAGACCGUCACCACCUCCAAGAAGGACAACCUGAUCCUCAACGUGGACGGGUGCGUCGCCGUCUGCUUCGUGGAUCUCAUGCGCAACUGCGGUGCCUUCUCUCCCGACGAGGUCGAGGACUACAUGCGCAUGGGUGUCCUGAAUGGUCUCUUCGUGCUGGGUCGCAGCAUCGGUCUGAUUGCCCAUUACCUGGAUCAGAAGCGUCUGCGGACUGGUCUGUACCGUCACCCGUGGGAUGACAUCACCUACCUGCUGCCCGCUCUCCAGAAGGGUGGCUCCGAGGGCCGUGUCGAGGUCAACAUCUAAUUAUCUACACCGUUUUAAUAUCCCUUUUUAAUCUCUUUUCCUUGAUCGACAUCCCCUGGAAUGGCCAGUGUGGGACACUUUUUGACGUUGGAGUUAUGACUGGUUGCGUUGCAUCUGUUUUUCGAAUCUUCUUUUUUCCUUCUACAGUCACGUCCGCUGAUCGAGAUGAUGAUUAUCAGCGCAGUGGCGCUCGACGUUAGAUGUUAGACUUAGCAUGACGACCAGAAUUACGUUUAAUUAUUGAGUUUGAG